Octopus sinensis (East Asian common octopus) is the source of this 2647-nucleotide messenger RNA. RefSeq names its product serine/threonine-protein kinase D3-like. Lineage: Eukaryota; Metazoa; Mollusca; Cephalopoda; Octopoda; Octopodidae. The record is from RefSeq and is a predicted model, not a curated record. Gene Ontology annotation, molecular function: ATP binding; protein serine/threonine kinase activity. The transcript has 20 exons. Gene Ontology annotation, biological process: protein phosphorylation. The coding region runs from base 151 to 2307 and encodes 718 amino acids.
UUCCCUGAACAUUGUUUCUAUGGCUUGGUGGAUAAAAUCUUACUCUUUCGUCAUGACAGCUCAAAUCCAAAUGUGCUUAGCCUCAUCACGUCGCCCUCCCUUCUUAAAGAGAACUGCUUGGUGGAAGUUGUACUAUCAGCCCAGGCCUCCAUGGAAGAUCUACAAAUCCAGCCACAUCAACUAAUUGUCCAUUCUUACAGAUCUCCACAUUUCUGUGACUUCUGUGGAGAAAUGCUUUUUGGUUUGGUAAAACAGGGACUCAAGUGUGAUGGAUGUGGCUUGAAUUUCCAUAAACGAUGUGCCUAUAAGAUCCCCAAUAAUUGCAGCCUAGAGAAACAUCGGAGACCUUCUACUGGAAGCGUUAAAUCAGAAGUAGCCUCAGACUCCCAAUCUUUAAUUGUCCCAACCUUGGGUCCACCUCUGUCUCCGAGCUUCGAUGGCCGUAACAACAGGUCAAAAUCGUGGAGUGGCCGGCCAAUAUGGAUUGACAAGCAUUAUGCAGAUAGGAUAAAGGUGCCACAUACGUUCAAUGUGCACAACUACACAAAGCCGACCGUCUGCCAGUACUGCAAGAAACUGCUGAAGGGACUCUUCCGUCAGGGAAUGCAGUGCAAAGAUUGCAAGUUUAAUUGCCACAGGAAAUGUGCCAAUAAUGUUCCAAAUGACUGUUCUGGAGACAUGAUAAGUAUGGACACUGGAAGUUUUUCAGAAUCUAUUGAAAACUCUGAGAAUGAAGGUCCAAGUGAGACUGAAUCUGCAGAGAUGGGUGAUGAUGAUGAUGAAGGAGAAAAGAAACCUCCAUUGAGCCCUACACAGAGUACAAAUAUUCCUCUGAUGCGUGUUAUCCAGUCAGUGCGGCAUACCAAAAAGGCUGGCUCACAGAUCCUAAAAGAAGGUUGGAUGGUACAUUUCACAGAUAAAGACGCAGCGCGAAAGCGCCAUUACUGGAGACUGGAUACGAAGACCAUAACUCUUUAUCAAAAUAAAGAAACAACACGAUAUUAUAAGGAAAUGCCACUGGAAAAGAUAUCUUCUGUAGAACAUGCAAAACCAGAAAUCAUAGCUGCAUUUGGAAAAUCUCAGCCACAUGUGUUUGAGUUUGGGUUCUCUUCAGUUAUGUACUACAUUGGAGAAGACUGUGGCUAUGGAAAGGAAAAUGCUGACAGUUUGUUGUCUUCGGCAGAAAGUGGUGUUGGCUUGGAGCAGGCAAAUCACUGGGAAAUUGCUAUUCGCCAAGCAUUAAUGCCUGUCACUUCGUCAAAUGUCCAAGAAGAGAACUAUCUUGAUUCUAUCGAUGAAAAGAAGAAAGAUAUAAGUAAAACUUACUCAAUAUGUGCAGAGUACGUCCUUGGUUCUGGCCAAUUUGGUAUUGUUUACGGAGGCCACCACAAGCAGUCACAGCUUCCAGUUGCGGUAAAAGUCAUCGACAAAGUGAAAUUUCCAACCAAGCAGGAAGCUCGUCUGAAAAACGAAGUAUCUAUAUUACAAAGCCUGCAGCAUCCUGGUGUUGUUAACUUGGAAGAGAUGUUUGAAACUUCUGCCAAAAUUUAUGUUGUGAUGGAGAAAUUAGAAGGGGACAUGCUUGAAAUGAUUUUGUCUACACCUAAGAAGAGGCUAGGAGAAAGGGUCACAAAAUAUGUGAUAUCACAGGUUCUUGUUGCUCUGAGACAUCUUCAUGUGAAGAACAUUGUUCAUUGUGAUCUGAAACCUGAGAAUGUGCUGCUUGCUUCAGAAUCACCAUUUCCACAGGUGAAAUUGUGUGAUUUUGGUUUUGCGAGAAUCAUUGGUGAAAAAUCUUUUCGGCGAUCUGUUGUUGGUACACCUGCAUACCUUGCUCCUGAAGUAUUGAAAAGCAAAGGAUAUAACCGAUCAUUGGACAUGUGGUCUGUUGGUGUCAUAGUAUAUGUAAGUCUAAGUGGCACGUUUCCAUUCAAUGAAGAUGAAGAUAUUGGUGACCAAAUUCAAAAUGCCUCAUUUAUGUACCCAUUCAAUCCUUGGAAAGAUAUAUCUCAGGAAGCCAUCGAUUUGAUUAAUAACUUGCUCCAAGUAAACAUGAGGAAACGUUUUACAGUGGAUAAAUCGUUAGCACACGUGUGGCUUCAGGAUUAUCUGACAUGGUGUGAUCUCCGGAUGCUUGAAUCCUUGGUGGGCAGUCGAUAUCUCACUCACGAAUCCGAUGACGAAAGGUGGGAGUUGUUCAGACAAGAACAGAAUCUGGACAGCUGGUUAGAUCUUGGCCAUUCAGGGCCUCAUGAAAGUUUCUGCCUCAGUAAAAACCGGGACCAGAAAUCAACUAAUGGGGUUUAAAAACGAUCUGAAAUUUAUGUUAUACACACACAAACACAUGAAAUUUUAUACAUACAUGUGUAUACACCCACUCAAACAUCAACACACACAUAAUUCUUUUACAAGAACUGUAUUGACAAUGAGUUUGAAGUUUUGAUCUGCUAAACUCCAUUGCACUGUCUGCUGAAGGCUAGCAGGCCAAAAUUUCGAAGUCCCUAUCAAUCUUAUUCUUGUAAAAGAACAAUAAAUGUGUACUCUAAAAAAGUAAAUCUUUCACAUUAACAUAAAAUUGUUCUCAUUAUAACUCAACAUAAAAACAAACAUUAAUAUAUAUAUUAUAAAUACAUAUAUAUAUAUAUAU